AUCCAGGUUCUAUAAUAACUGGCCAUUUCUAAUUUGACUAUGACGCUAAGAAUCUGGACAAGGACGGACAACUUGACCGAGAGAUACUUCGACUCGUCAUGGUAACUCGACCGUGCAGCUAUGCCAUAGAAUCUUACCGCAUAUAAACCCUUGACGCAUUUUGUUCUUAACGAAUACUUAGUCGUACGGGCAUUUAUAUUCGUUUCGUUUUUCUCGUUGCUAAAGGUGUAACAAUAAUCAUGGCACACUUCAUCGGUUUAGCAAGUGCCGGCGUCCUGGCACUCGUCGUGCCAUACUCUCAUGCAGUCCCCUUCGUCUCUGAAGCUCAAACCACCGUGCAGUCCGAGGCGACCACAACAGUCCCUGUUGUUCCCGUGACGAACGUGACCUCUCACGGCCCAUACACCGGCCCACCGGCUACGACAACCGGCGCACUCUCCACGGAGGUUACGGCUUUAACGAUUCCAAUCAGGCCACCAGAGCCGUACAAGCUGCAAUAUCCGGCAGACGGGCAGCUUCACCAACUGCAACCCGCACCGUACACGCCCGGCGGCGGCCUGGGAACCAACGGGUCCGAACCAGUAUAUCGUGUAAUAAGCGAUUUUGACUACGAGUCCGUUGCGUUAGCCCUCUACCAAGAGUGGAUCGAGCUCGAUCUCUUCCACUGGGGUUUAGCCAGGUUCUCCGCCCAAGAGUUCGAGGACGCCGGAUUGAAUGCUGAAGAUCGGUAUCUCAUCCAGUUCAUGGCCGAGCAAGAAGCUGGUCAUGCUACAGCUCUGACUAACUUGCUGGGGGAUAACGCUCCGGUCCAGUGUACUUACAACUACCCAGUGACAAGCGUGCGAGAAUUCAUCGACUUCAACCAGAAAUUAACCCGAUGGGGAGAGUCGGGCGUAUAUGGUUUCUUGAAUCAUCUUGAUUCGCGUGAAACGGCUCAGAUACUAUUGCAGUCUAUCACAACAGAGGCACGACAGCAGCUCAUUUUCCGCCAGUUCGAUGGCCUCUUUCCUAUGCCUGUGUGGUUUGAGAUAGGCAUCCCACAAUCCUGGGCGUGGACCCUCCUGGCCCCGUAUAUCUCGUCGUGUCCAGCUAACCAGACUCGCCUGAUCUGGCAGAACUUCCCUUCGCUACGCGUCAUCAACCAGCCAAACCCAGCUCGUGUCAACGGUUCUGACGCCUGGAACGAGACCACCGGCGGGUACGCGAACACACUCAGCACUCGGAAUAUUUCAGCAACAGAGAGCUGUCUGCGCGGUGGCGUCGGUCAAAACUGCGGGCCGGCCAUAACCCAUAAUAGGACCACCCCGUUAUCAUAUCCCGGCCGCCAAAUUUUCCUGAAGUGGGAUAGCCCUGGAAAUCUCAUCGGGCCUAACAACAGCUACGUCACUAGCACGUCGGCAGGAUACCCUAGGUUCGCAGCCUGGGUCUCUCAGCUCAACGUCACCUAUACUCCCUUACAGAAUAUCAGUGGCAACACUGCAUAUACCAUUCAACCCAACACCUCGACGUACGAAGGUGAUCCUGCAGUGAACGGUACCAUCUUCUUGGUCAUCACAGACGACGAUUUAUACGUCACGCCAUUCAACCUCACGCAGAUCAACCCACAUGUCAACGCGUUAGCCAUCUACCAAGCGGGAUAAGCUGCAGCUUUUCAAUUCGUUUCCAAGUGCAGACUGAGUAUGGAGAACAGGCUGCUUGAAACCGAUAUGCCAGGGAAGGGUAAGAAGCGAAUUGACAAGAAACUAGGCAGGGUCAAGGCAUAGGCCGCAAUGGUAUCAUGCUACGCGCACAAGAUGCACUUCAUAGCCAUGAUAGAUCAGAAAUCAAGCCAGCCAAACUUUUCAGUCGUGAUUGCUCUCUCCACGCUAUCGAUACUAUACCGUCUCUAGAAUGAAUGACAAUAUCAGAAACAAGUUCAGAUCUAUCCAUCACUUACUCCAAAGACUAUUAGCUCCUUGCAAAGCACCACGCUG
This is a messenger RNA of Daldinia decipiens, 1973 nucleotides long. Its product is annotated as ferritin-like domain-containing protein. The record is from RefSeq and is a predicted model, not a curated record. The transcript has a single exon. Lineage: Eukaryota; Fungi; Ascomycota; Sordariomycetes; Xylariales; Hypoxylaceae. The coding region runs from base 240 to 1640 and encodes 466 amino acids.